AGACAUAAUAUUGUUUCAUGUCAUGAUGUGCGUUGGGUUCAGUUAGAUAUGAGACUUUAACCUUUUAUCUCGAGGUAAAACUGUAAAAGGAAUACUGUUGCUAUUCAACUCCAAUCGGUAACUUGAUGAAUUGAUAAUCAACUGAUCUAGUGUAAAUUUUAAGAGUUAGUAAUCAAUAAAAUCAAAUUUCAUGUACAUAUAGAUUAAUAUUUUUGUUUAAGAUGACACCCAAUCUAGCCAAAUUUAUUUUGAGCUUUAGAAUAAAACCAAAUACUCAAGCAGCAAUAGUCGCUAAUAUUUGGAAAAAUUGCCAAAAUCCUUCCCCUGAAACUCCCCCAAACAGAUUAAUUCAGCGCUAUUUACAAACUCAGACUAGAAUAUUAUAUCACAAUGAAGUGGCACCCUCUAUUAUUAGUGAAUCUCCUAUCCCCCUUAUUAAAGACAAAUCUAGUCCAAGCAAAAAUAUCAAUCUUGAUACUAUAACAACAAGCGAUGUUGCUGUGAUAAAAGAUACAGAAACCGAUGCUUUGGAUGCUUGUAAGGAAGACGUCUCAGACAUAGGACCUUUUGCAUCACCAUCGUUUAAUCUUGCUGCAUAUGUCAAUGAUUCGUUUACAUUGCAACAGUUUGUUCUUCUGGGAGUUAAACUCAAUGUAUUGGAAAAGAAACCAGAAGUUGCUGAAUACAUUUUGAAGUUAAACUUUGAAAAACAAGUAAAGCCGUAUUUAAGAUUUUUACAUGAUGUCGGAGUUCCUACUGAAGAAUUUGGAAGAUUUAUUACGAAAAAUCCGCUCAUUUUUCAAGAAGACUUGGAAGAUUUACAAAUCCGUAUCAAUUACUUGGAAGCCAAAAAGUUUACCACUGAAAUGAUUUCAAGAAUCGUUACGAGGAAUCCAUCAUGGCUCAGCUUCAGUACUGUUGAUAUUGACAAACGACUUGGUUUCUUCCAAAGGACUUUUGUCUUGUCUGGUGAUGAAGUCAGAGCACUUACAAUAAAGAGACCGACCAUCAUAACUUACAGCUUAGGAAAGAUAACUGUUUCCCAUUUUGCAGUUAAAGAAGAAAUGGGUUUCAGCGAAGUAGAGACUAAGACGCUACUUCUCAGAUGCCCCAAAGUCUUUGAUAUCCAUACACAAGCAUUGAAGAACCGCUUUGAUCUUAUACACAACCUUAUGGGCGUUCCACAUGAACAAAUUCUUGAACAGCCUCAUGUUUUGCUCUUCAGAGAAUUCAUAGUGAAACAAAGGCAUGAUUUUCUCAAAGAGCUCGGAAAGGCUCAGUACGACCCUAAGUUACCAAACUACGUAUCCCUGGAAACACUGGUGCACGGCAAUGAUGUGGACUUUUGUCGCAAUGUCGCCAAGACAAGUAUUAAUGUGUUUAAUGCUUUCUUAAAAUCAAGAUAGUUUGGCAAAUUUUGAUCUAGGUGUCUCUUUUUUAACAAAAA
Molecule: messenger RNA, 1447 nt
Organism: Macrosteles quadrilineatus (aster leafhopper)
Lineage: Eukaryota; Metazoa; Arthropoda; Insecta; Hemiptera; Cicadellidae
Product: transcription termination factor 3, mitochondrial-like
Exons: 5
Coding region: 222-1406 (394 amino acids)
Biological process (GO): regulation of DNA-templated transcription; mitochondrial ribosome assembly
Cellular component (GO): mitochondrion
Molecular function (GO): double-stranded DNA binding
Source: RefSeq, a predicted model, not a curated record